This is a messenger RNA of Pantherophis guttatus, 5112 nucleotides long. The record is from RefSeq and is a predicted model, not a curated record. NCBI's taxonomy places the organism in Eukaryota, Metazoa, Chordata, Lepidosauria, Squamata, Colubridae.
GCGCUGCUUGAGGAUCGCGGCCAGGAUGGCUCUGCGCUCUGCGCCCCUCUGGCUCCUGGUGCUGCUGGCGGUCACCCUACAGGAGAGCUGCGUUGGUUCCUCUUUGCACUCCCUCAAACAUUUCCACAUCACCACCUCGGACCCCAGUCAGGGGCUGUUCCAUUUUGUCUCUUUGGGGUACGUGGACGGCCAACUCUUCACUUCCUAUGACAGCAACAGCCGGAGGGUGAAGCCUCGAGUCUCCUGGGUAGAGAAGGUGGGGAAGGACGACCCCCAAUACUGGGACACCCAGAGCCAGAUAGGACACAGCAAUGAGGAAUUGUCCAGAGAUGACCUGCAGACUCUGAGGAGUCGAUACAACCAGAGCAAAGGCCUGCACACGUGGCAGAGGAUGUAUGGCUGUGAGCUCCAGAGUGACGGGAGCAAAGGAGGGUUUCACCAGUAUGGUUACGAAGGGAGGACCUUCCUCACCUUCGACAAGGAGACCCUCACCUGGGUGGCUUCUGACCCCCAGGCCCAGAUCACCCAGAGGAAAUGGGAUGCUCUUCCAGGAUGGAAUCAGAGAAAGAAAGCCUACCUGGAGGAAAUCUGCAUUGAGUGGCUGGAGAAGUUCUUGUCCUACGGGAAGGAGACGCUGCUGAGGACAGAGCCCCCAGUGGUGACAAUGAUCAGCAGGACAGAGGAGGAGGAUGGGAUGGAGAUGCAUGUCUGCCAGGUCCACGGCUUCUACCCCAGGGAGAUCGAUGUCUCCUGGAAGAGGGACGGGGAGGUCUGGCUGGAGGACACCAACCACGGGUUUCUGGCCCCCAACGCGGAUGGGACCUACCACUACUGGCUCAGCAUCCGGAUCGAUCCCAAAGAGAGGGGCCGCUAUCGGUGCCACGUGGAGCACGAGAGCCUGCAGGAGCCUCUGGACUUGGAACUGAAGGAACCAAAAUCCAACCUGGGCCUCAUCAUUGGCUGCAUUGUGGCUGCUCUUUCCUUGAUGUGUGUGAUUGUUGGGACUUUGAUAUUCUUCAAGAGACGUCAAGAUGGCUACAAUGCAGCACCCACAAGAGACAAAGGAUCCAACAGUUCAGACCAGGGGAGGAACCAGGCCAUUUAGCAGCCUCCUCGCAGCAGGAGUGGACAGUCCCAGCAUGAGGAGAGAGGAGAGAAGAUGGGACCGACCUUCCCCUGAAUUAGGCCGGACUCUCAGGAACCCUUCAGGCCCGUCCUGCAUGCUUGGAACCAGGAUGCAUUUGGGGUCUUUCACCAUCGCUUUUAUCAUUGGAUCAGUAACUUUUUGUAUUAGGAUUGAGGAACCGAGGAGAAAAGAACAUCUUACGUGUUUAUAAUUGUGGAAUCAAAAGGAUUCAAACUGGAAUUAGUAGAUAUUAUUUUAUUUUUUAUUUAUUUGUAUCCUGCUGAAGGCAUUGAAGAUAUCUAACACACCUUCUCCUCCUAUUUCCCUCACAACAACCACCCUGGGAAGUGGGUUGGGGUCAGAGAGAAUGACUGGCCCACCCAAGCCGUCUUUCGUGGCUAAGGCGGGAUUUAAACUCACAGUCUCUUUCUAGCCUGGUAACCACUACAACAAAUUGCCUUGUAUAGCUUGUAAAUAGCUUUGUAAUAUAGCUUGUAGCAACUAUGUUGUUAUUUUUGGUGACCUUUAAUAGGCUUCUGCUGAUUAACAGGUUUUAGAGAAGGGCCCAUAGCCCAUAGUUGGUAAAGUUCCUAAUUAAAAACCUAAGGAAAAGUUUCACAAUUAAGAACCAAAACACAAGUAUUUAACACUGGACUCAGAGAUAACGAUGGAAGCGGUUUGUGAGAAAUAAGAAAUUGGGUAGACUUUCUAUGAAUAAAUUAUAAUAACAGACUGUUAAGAGAGUGCUUUGAAUUUUAACUUUGCUGUUGUUCAACUGUUAACUAUUUUUCCUUUCACAUAUGUAAUCUACGACAGGUCAGUUAGGCUGCAAAUAGAUCUACAAGAUUAUAAAUUUUGGACCUCUUUUGCAAGGCGGGGAAGCUAAUAUUGUUGCAAUAGAUUUCUCAGUGUUCAACUGGGGGGGGGGGCAUAAUAUGUCUUCCUGUUUUUUCAUUAAUUUUUUUCCAUGUUUUUGUUUAGUUUUGUUCUGUCUCUGUUCAAUCCUUUUCUUUUGGAUUUUAAUCUUUUACACAAAAUACAAUAAAAUAAAAUGGUCAAUUCUAAGAGAAAUGGAACAGGAGAUUCACAAUUUGGCCUGGCUCCUUUCCCCCUAACUGUUGCACAUACCAUAAGAAUACAAAAAUAGUUUGUUGAAAAUAAAUGGUUUUGCCUUCUUCUUACCUGAGUUGCUUCCUAUUAUUGGAAGUUGGAAAUAACAAGGAUUUCCCCCUCCUGGCUGUUCAGGGACCCUGAGUUCCCUUUGAGUGGCAGGAAGGGGAGGAACCAAGGCAAAAACUGGGGGGCUCCUUGGGGAGGAGGCAGCCAUUUUCCUCCUGUGUCCAGAUGUUUCUCUUGCCUCAGGCUGUUGGCCAAGUGGCUGGACUCUGAGCCUCAUCUGUGUCUGCCUUGUUGGGUUGCAGAACUUAUGGGAAAGAUGUCCCCCAUAUUACAGAUACUCCUCAUUUGAUGAUUAUAAUUGAGCCCAAACUUUAUGUUCCUAAGUGAGAAAUUUAUUAAGUGGGUUUUGCCCCAUUUUACGACCAUUCUUACCACAAUUGUUAAGUUAAUAACACAGUUAUUAAGUGAGUCUGGAAGGGUAUAGGGCCUCUGGAAUGAGCAGGGGGUUGGACUGGAAGACCUCCAAGGUCCCUUCCAACUCUGUGACUCCGUUAUUCUAUUUCUGCCAUUUGUGGGACCAUCCAGAAGUCGGAUAUCACCAUAUUCCAUUUUUCAUGCUGAAGUUCUGGAAGCACAAAUUAUAAUUUUUGCUAUUCCUGGACUGGCCAAAGAAAAUGAAAGUGUAUAUAUAAAAAAAAGGCUAGGUGAUAUGAACUAUUUUACCUGAAAUAAUAAAAUGCAAACACUCAAACUGAAGAAAAAAGCGUACAGAUCUGCCCAUUUCCACUCAGAGUCAUGGCUUAUUGGAGCAGCCUAUAAAAACAACAAAAAUGUUUUUGUUUUAACAAUUUUUGUUUAUAUUAUUGUGUUGGUGAAGCUUUUGUUUUGCAAGCUGCUAUGAGUCACAAGGUGGCAAACGGCUGUUUUUGAGUCGAAAAGCCAAAGGUGAAUUCAGUUGCCUUCAUGCUGGGCUGGGGUGAGAAGGAGGCAGCGUCAUGAGGACACGUCCUCUAACAACGGUUAGCCAGGCGCCUUCAUGUUACCUUGAGAAGGACACAAAAAUGAGCCCAUGGAGUUUUUCAUUUGGGGAAAUUCCAGCUUUCACUUCUUUAGGUCUCUUCCCUGAUUGGGAGGAUUGUUUCGGGUUCUCCGUCAAUGAUCUGCUCUUUCUCUGUGGGAGCCCCUGCCCUUUGGAAUGAACUGCCCCCGGACAUACGCAAGAUUUCCGCUGUGCUCUUAAGACCCUGCUCUUCCGACAGGCAGGGCUAGCUUCAUAAAUUGAGUUUUAAAUUUGGAGUUCUUAAAUUUUUGGGUUUUUUAGUUAAUUGGUCUUAAAUGUAAUACUUUUAAUAAUUUUUAAAUUUAAAUUGUGAUAUUUGUAUUGUGUUUUUACCUGGCUGUACACCGCCCCAAGUCCUUCGGGAGAGGGGCGGUAUAGAAAUAAAAUUAUCUAUCUAUCUAUCUAUCUUUCUCCCAAUUCGGAACCAACAGAUUCAAAAUCCAACCCGUGGCUCAUCAUCGGCUACGUUGCGGCUGCUCUUGUCCCGAUGGGUGUGAUUGCUGGGAUCCUCCUGGUAUUCUUCAAGAGACGUCAGGAUGGCUACAAAGCAACGCCAACAAGUGACAAAGGAUCCAACAGUUCAGGCCAGUGAAGCAACCAGGUCAUUUAGCUGACCCCUCGCAGAAGGAGUGGACAGUCCCUGCAUGAGGAGAGAGGAGAGAAGAUGGGAUCGGCCUUCCUCUGAAUUAGGCCGGACUCUCAGGAGGAGCCUUCAGGGCCUCCCAACAUGCAGGAACCAGGAUAUAUUCUGGGUCUUUCGUGAUGGCUUUUAUCUCUGAAUCAGUAACCAUUUUUAUUUUGAUUAAGGGACAGAGGAGGAGAGAGAAUAUUAUAUUUUUAUAUUUGUGGGAGCAAAAUAAUUCAACUUGAGUUUACUAGAUAUUUUUUAUUUAUUUGUAUGCCGACGAAGGUAUUGAACAUGUCGAACACACCUUCCUCCUCCUCCUCUUUUCCCCACAACGACAACCCUGUGAGGUGAGCCGAGCUGAGAGGGAGGGACUGGCCCAAGGUCACCCAACUGGCUUCCAUGGCUGACGCAGGACUUGAACUCACAGUCCCUUUCUAGCUUGGUGCUUUAACCACUAGACCAAAGUGGCUUGUGUGGCUUGUAAUAGCUCUGUAAUAGAGCUUGUAUCAGCUACGUUCUUAUUUCUGAUGACCUUUAAUGGGCUCCUGCUGAUCAACAGGUUUUAGAGAAAGGUUUGCAGCUAAUGAGGUGAGGAAUAGGAUGAAGAGUUGCUGCUUUUACUUUAAGGGAGAGUGAAAAGUUGUUAAUCUUCAUCAUACUUGCUUGGGUUGAAAGGGAAGAUAUUUUCCCCCAUCUCUUACGGCCUGUCAAACUGGCGUCCCACGGGCCGGAUGCGUCCCACGCAGGCCAUGCCCACCCCAGCUCCGCAAAGGCAAGAAACUUUGCGAUCUGUCACGAUCCGACCCCCAACACGAUCGCGUUUGACACCCCUGGUAUAACGUAUAGUAGAAUCUUCCCCAAAAUUAUUUCUUUUAAAAAAGAAGUGUGCCUUCUGAGAUUUAUGCCGUUAAAGUAGUUAAUGUAUUUCAAUGUUUUUAAAGAUUAAAGUUGACCGUAUAUUUGAUCCUCCAAAGUUUGAUACAUAAUUAAUAUACUGUACCAAGUAUAGCUUUCAAACACUAAAUUUUUCCAGAUCGUCAUUUAUGGAUUUUCAUGCUAUAGAAAAAGGGAACAUGAGAUUGAUUGCACAACCAGGCUACUACCUCCUUAAUUAUUGUACAUAUAUUGUAAAUUUGCCGUAACUGUUGGCUGAAAAUAAAUGCUUUUGUUUUCUUCCCA